Molecule: messenger RNA, 6024 nt
Organism: Dictyostelium discoideum AX4
Lineage: Eukaryota; Evosea; Eumycetozoa; Dictyosteliales; Dictyosteliaceae
Exons: 1
Coding region: 1-6024 (2007 amino acids)
Biological process (GO): translation
Cellular component (GO): ribosome; ribonucleoprotein complex
Molecular function (GO): structural constituent of ribosome; RNA binding
Source: RefSeq, a predicted model, not a curated record
AUGUCAUACCAAAUUACUAAAAUCACUUCAGGUGAAUUGAGAAAUGGUAUUGUCAAAGGUAUAAAAACAUCAGGUGUUAUCAACAAUUCAUUUGGUGCUGUAAACUACACAAUCAAUACUAGUAACACUAGUAAUAAUAUAAGUAAUGGAAGAAGAUCAUAUUCAAGCUCACUUUUUGAAGGUGAAGCAAUGGGCGGUGGCGAUAACAACCAACCAAUAACAAAGAAAGCAAGAUCACAAAUCAUUAGAGAAAAGAAACAAGCUGAACAGAUUGAAACACAAAAAGCACAAGUGUUAGGGGAAGCAUUAGAUAAAGAAUACGAUGAAAAAGUAUACGCCGGUCAUUACAAUGAUAAAAUACGUGCAAAAUACACAUCACAAUAUAGUGGUAGAGAUUUACCAUACAUUCACAGCACAUUGGAGAUGUUGACCAGUGGUAGAGCAAUCGAAGAGAAAAUGAUAUAUCCAAAAAGUACAUUUAAAAUCGUAAAAGAUAGACAUGGAAAAGAGAUAUACGUGAAGACAAAUAAAGAGGAUCUAGAUGAUUUCCUUGGGAGUGGUAGAAAAGGAGCACAAGUAAAUUUGGAUAAUAUUAGAUUUGAGUUUGUACCAAAAUACGAGCAUGUACUUCAUCCAGAAAUCGCAAGAUUAUCCAAACCAAAUCAACAACAAUUCAUUAGAAUGGUGGAGACCAUCUCUAGAGUUUUCUCCCAACUCGAUCAAUAUUUAGAGAAUUAUCGUGAACAAUUCACAAACAAUGAAUUGACCUACUUUGAAACCGCUUUGAAAAUUUUACGUGAAGAGUAUUUGACAAAUCCAGAAUUUAGAAAGUCAUUCGCCAAAGAUCAAGCCGCUGAUGCCGCCGCUGCCGCUGCUACUUCCACUGCCGCUGCUAAUUCCUCCUCCUCACCCUCAUCAUCAUCAUCUAUAAUUGGUUUAACAGAGUCAGAAGUUCAACAAGCAAAUAGAGAUGUUGAAAUUUUAUUAACCAAUUUAUUAAAGGAUUUACAUACUAAAAAGAUGAAAGCAGGUAUUAACUAUGAGAUUAAACGUUCAAUGAAAAGUUUUACACUCACACCAGAGGACAGAGAUAUUAUAGAGGAGGGAGCCUAUCAAGAGAAUCCAGAUGCCACCUAUGAUCAAGCUGCUGCCGAUGCAUUAGGCGAAGAAAUCGAUGAGAUUGAUCUCGAGAUUUUCGAAGAUGAUACAUUGGAACGUGGUCGUUAUUUAGAGUUUGAUAUGAUGGCUUAUCUCAAACAAAUCGAAUCCACUCAAGCAACACUCUACCUUCACUUAAAAUCACUUCCAACCGUAGAGGAGAGAAAAGCAGUGAUCAAAGAUUUCUCUCAAUUUAAAAACAUUAGAGAUUCAAUUAGAAAUCAAAGAUUCGUCACAUCAAAAGAGUCUGGUCAAUCAUUGAAUGAUUUGAUCACCUCUCAUAUGACAUUCAUGAACACUCAUGAAUCUAUCGUUCAAAAAUUAACAGAAUUGGAAACAAUCGUUGAAGAUCCAGAAAUGGUUCAAACUAAAUUAAAUCUUGUUGAAGCUAUUAAAUUAAAUACAACUCUUUCACCAUUGCAAUUAUUUGAAAAAUAUAUUGCGCCAGGUGCAUCAAGGGAAGAUAUUGCCAUGGAAUUUGGUGAAAAAUUUGUUAACGAUAAAAAUAAUGAUAAUAAUGAAAGUCGUCAAGUUGAAAUCGAUGAAUUGGAGAGUUCAGAAUUUAAAAAUAAACUUGAACAAUUAAAAGCAGCAAAACAAAAAGAAGAACCAAAAAAAGUUUUAAAUCAAUUAGAACAAGAAUUAGAGAAUAAAGAUAAAGAAUCAGGUGAAGGUGCUGAAGUUGAUGCUGCUGCUGAUACUCAAGGUGUAAUUGAAUUACCAUCAAUUGAUGAAUUAUCAAAAUCACCAGAGUUAAUUGGUUAUUUGGAAGAGCUCAACCAAAACAUUGGAAAGUCUAAUUAUCCAAUGUAUGAAAAACAUAGAACCUAUCUUUUAAGAGAAUUAGAGAGACUCAACGCCGAUAGAGAUGCCAAAGUAAACACAUGGGAGUUUGGUUCACUCACUGAACAAUUGAAACAACUUUUAAUUAAAAAUGGUGCCGCCUUUGAAGACCUUGGUAAUAGAUUCGAUGAGUUGACCACAAACGUUGUCAAUUCACCAUUUUCCGCUAAAUACCUUCCAUUGACUCCAGAGGCAUUGGUAGAGAAAGAGAAACAAUUGGACAAUCUCAAACAAUUACUCGAGGCUAGAAUUAAAUCAAACUAUACUUUAAAGAAGGGUGAGGAGGUUGAACAAAUGAUUAGAUUACGUGAAGGUAUUCAAAUGUUUAGAGAGAUGGGUUUAGACACCGAUAUGGAACUCAUUGAAAAGACUAUCUUUGAAGAUGGUGAGCUCGAUACACCAAGCGUCAAUUCCAUUAGAGAGUCUGAUAUCUUUGAGCCAGUUCAAUUGAUAAAAUCCCUCUACAAAUUAGGUCCACAUAGAUUCGAAAAUGCCGUUCAAAGUCUCAAGAGAUUACCAUCCAUGGUUUACUAUUGUCAAUACAUUAACGAUCGUUUCUUAAAUACAAAUGAUACCUUUAUCGCUCCACUCGAUAUCAAUGAGCCAACCUUUGAAAAAUUCCCUCCACUUUUAAAUUAUAAUGAUGAUUAUGUCGAAGGUUUGGAGUAUGCAAUUCCAAUUUUAAAUUAUGAUGGUCCUAAAACACUUUUAAAAUUAGGUACUGUUGAACAUGAAGAACUUACCUUUGAUCAUGAAAAGGCAGGUGUUGAAUUAGCAGAUCAAGAAGAAGAAGAAGGAUUUUUUGAUGUAGAAAAAAUACAAGAAGAAAUGAAAGGCCAAGAAAAAGAACAACACCAACAACAACAUCAACAACAACAACAACAAGAGGAAGAUGAAGAAGAAUAUGAAAAAGAAGGAUAUGAAGAGGAAGAUGUAGAAGGACAUGAGGAGGAAAAAACCACUAAAAUUCUCGGACUUGAUCCAGUAAGAAGGUUCGAUGAAGACUAUGCUGAAGAAUCAGAAAUAUUAUCUCAAUUUAGCAAGAAAAAUAGAACCUUUUUAGGAGAAGGUAGUUUAAAUCAAUUGGGUGACGUUUAUCAAGAUCCACUCGAACUUAUCCAAGAUGAUAAUGUUGUUGACCCUGGUGAUGUUCAAUUAUUCGAUAAAAAGAUCGACCAAUUAAUCUCUAGUAGAGAAGCGGCUAAUAUUGUCACAGAAUCUGAAGUUCCUAUUACUGAUCCAACUCAAUUUAUUAAAUAUCAUCCAAAAGCCAGAGGAGAAUUGGUCAGUAAAGACGAUGAAGAAUGGGUCGAUAAAAUGCAGCAAAAACUAUCAUCAGGCAAUGAGAGGGAUGACGACGAAGAAUAUGAUUAUGAUGAUUUUGCAGAGGUAGAAGAUAAAGAUCCAGUCAGCUUGGAGGAAUACAUGAAAAUCGAUGAAAAGCAAAAUCAAAUUUAUGAAAAAUACCACAGUUCACUUUCUCUUAAUAAAAUGAAAGUUCGUGAAGAAUUCAUUGAUCAAAUUCAUCUCAAUAGAAUGAAUCAAAUAUUAAAUGGUAAAGAUUAUAAAAAUGGUUUAAUCAAUUUGGAUGAAAUGAUCAAAGAAUCAAUCGUUGAACAAAGACAAAAACAACAACAACCACCAUUAUCACCAGAAGAUUUAAAACUAUUAAAAGAUGGUUUACGUGAUGAAUUUGAAUCCAUUCAAAAAGAUAUUGAUCAAGUUAUCCUUGAAGCUAAAAAUAUUAAUGAACUCUCUAAAAUGAUGGAAUCUCUUAAAAAAUCUGAACUUCUCCAAGCUGAAAAAGAAAGUAAACUUGAAGAAGAAGAAGAUGACGAAGAAGAAGAAGAAGAAGAGGACAAUCAAGAAUUAGAACAACAAAAAGAAGAAUAUAGUCAAGAAGAAGAAUACGAUCAAGAAGAAUAUGAACAACAAGAAAAAGAUAUGGAAGAUAACGAAUCAAAACUUCAAAAAGAAAUAAGUGAUCAAUUGGAACAAGAAGAACUUAAAGAAAUAGAAGCUUUAAAAACGAAAAGAGAUUUAAUAGAUGAUGAUGUAAUCACACUCGAGAAUAGAUUUAGUGAAUGGAUAAAUGCUGAUAAUUUAGGUGUAAAUGAAAAUGAACUCAAAAAAUUAGAAAGUAAUAUUAAAAAUCCUGAAGAAUUAAACUUUCCAGAAUUGUUAGAUGACCGAAAGAUUAUAGUCAAAGAUCCAAAAUCAAUCUUAAAAAUGAAAGAAGGAGCACUCAAACAAUUAAAAGAUAAUUGGAAUAAAGAUGUACUCGUGUUGGAAGCUGAUGAAUUAGUUAAUCCAAAAACCGUAAGAGCAGAGGACACUGAAUCUAUCCCAGAUGAUCUUACUCUUACCGAUGAAGAUGAUCAAAAUUUAGAUGUUGAAGAUGCUGGUGACGUUGAUUUUGAUGUUGAAGAAAAUAAAACCGAUACAAAACUAUUCAUCAAAGGUGAUGAUAUCCUUGCUUCUCAAAAAGUCGUAGAAGAUCAAGAUAUUGAUGUUCUCCUCAAUAGAGAUAACCAUACUGAAGUUAGUGAAGACAAAGAAGAAGAAGAUGAUGAUGAUGAUGAUAUAGAUAACAUUGGAAUCUCAAAUUUGGAUGAAAAUUCCGGUUCAGCCAUUGAUGCCUUUAAAAAUCCAAUUUUAUCUGUUUCAGAAGAAUCAAUUUCAGAAUUCAAGCCACCAUCAACAUCAGAAGUUACCCGUACAGAAUCUGAAACAUUAACAUUCACCUUGAAGGAAUUAAGUGAAUAUGAAGAGGUGAUUCAUCAACGUAAACUUUUAAGAAUUUAUCGUUCAUUCCCAAACUUUGGUAUUUCUGAUGAGUCACAGUUCAAAACUGAUGAACUCAUUUACGAUGAAGAUGGUGAUAACGAUUUCGCUGAUAAAUUAUUCCUCAUGGAAGUUAAUACACUCUUAAACAAAGGUAAUAUCAUGGAUCAAGCAAGCAGACCAAUCUUUGAAAAUCAAAAUGAUGAUCGUUUCAAUAAUGUUGGUGCAGAUGAAAGAUUGGCCCAAGAGAUGGGUUAUGACAAAGAUGACCUUUACGAUGAAGAUGAAUCCCAAAUGACUGAAGUCGAACAAGUAUUGCCACAAGUUCCAAAUUCCGAAAAUGAUAUGGCAGCCGCAAGAGCCUUUGAACUUGAAAUGCAAACUAAAGAAAUUCAACAAUGGCGUGACGUUCCUCGUCUUGAAAAUGCAAAGAUUGUCGAUAUCUCUCGUCAUGUUAAAGUAACCACAGCCGGUCGUGUUCAAUCUUUUUCAGUAACCAUUUUCAAUGGUGAUGGUAAUGGUACCGCUGGUAUGGGUUAUGGUAAAGGUGAUAGUGCAUCAUCUGCCUUAAGAAGAGCUUUCAAAGAUUCCGAAAGAAACGCCUUCAGUUUGGAUAGAUACAACCAUCUCACUCUUCCAUCUGGUUUAGAUUUCAAAUAUAGAAGUACCAAAGUUAAAUUCAUCAAGAGUAGACCAAUGGAUUUUAUGGAUCAUCGUGGUAUUAAACCAAGUCUCAUCUUACCAACUAUCGGUCUUCAUGGUGUCACCUUUAGAACCUAUGGUAAGAAAGAUUGGAACUCUGUCUUAUUAGCCAUCCAAAAAUGUCUACCACAUUAUACAAAUCCUCAAGAAGCUGCUCGUAUCAUGGGUAAGAAAUUCGUAACUCCAAAUAGAGAAAAAGCUCAAAACAAAACUCUUCAUCAAUUAUUAAAAUCUAAACUCGAAACCAGAAAUAAUGAUCCUUACAAUUUAGGUAUGGUUAGUAAAUUCCUCUUUGAUGUCGAAGAUAAACCAGAUAUCAAUGAAAUUAAAGAACGUAGAUAUCAAGAAGAAAUUGAUCAAUUAUUCGAACGUUAUCCAAUCGCUCCUUCAACACCUUUCUUGGGUGAUAAUGUUGAAGAUUUUAAAUUUAAAGGUAUUAAUAUUAAUGGUAAUGGUAAUGGUAAUGGUAAUCGUAAACAUAUUGAUAAAAUGCAUCAAAAAGGUAGAAAACAUGGACGUAAUACAAGAAAUUUAUAA